CGUGCCGCGCGCCGGCCUCCUCCGCCGGGGCGGCCCAAGAUGGCGGUGCAAGAGUCGGCUGCCCAGCUGUCCAUGACCCUGAAGGUGCAGGAGUACCCGACCCUCAAGGUGCCCUACGAGACACUGAAUAAACGCUUCCGAGCUGCCCAGAAGAACAUUGACCGGGAAACGAGCCACGUCACCAUGGUGGUGGCUGAGCUGGAGAAGACCUUGAGCAGCUGCCCAGCUGUGGACUCUGUGGUCAGCCUCCUGGAUGGCGUGGUAGAAAAGCUCAGCGUCCUCAAACGGAAGGCAGUGGAGUCCAUCCAGGCAGAGGACGAGAGCGCCAAGCUGUGCAAGCGCCGGAUCGAGCACCUCAAGGAACACAGCAGUGACCAGCCGGCGGCAGCCAGCCUGUGGAAGCGGAAGCGCAUGGACCGCAUGAUGGUGGAGCACCUGCUGCGCUGCGGCUACUACAACACAGCCGUGAAGCUGGCGCGCCAGAGCGGCAUUGAGGACCUGGUGAAUAUUGAGAUGUUCCUGACAGCCAAAGAAGUGGAGGAGUCCCUGGAGAGGCGUGAGACGGCCACCUGCCUGGCCUGGUGCCAUGACAACAAGUCCCGGCUCCGGAAGAUGAAGAGCUGCCUGGAGUUCAGCCUCAGGAUCCAGGAGUUCAUCGAGCUUGUACGGCAGAACAAGCGCCUAGAUGCCGUGAGGCACGCAAGGAAGCACUUCAGCCAGGCGGAGGGGAGCCAGCUGGAUGAGGUCCGCCAGGUCAUGGGCAUGCUGGCCUUCCCACCAGACACGCACAUUUCCCCAUACAAGGACCUUCUGGACCCAGCGCGAUGGCGGAUGCUGAUCCAGCAGUUCCGGUACGAUAAUUACCGCCUGCACCAGCUGGGGAACAGCUCCGUGUUCACACUCACUCUGCAGGCUGGCCUCUCAGCAAUCAAGACACCACAGUGCUACAAGGAGGACGGCAGUUCCAAGAGCCCCGACUGCCCGGUGUGCAGCCGCUCCCUGAACAAGCUGGCCCAGCCCCUCCCCAUGGCCCACUGUGCCAACUCCCGCCUGGUCUGCAAGAUCUCCGGUGACGUGAUGAAUGAGAACAACCCACCUAUGAUGCUGCCCAACGGCUACGUCUACGGCUACAACUCUCUGCUUUCUAUCCGUCAAGAUGAUAAAGUUGUUUGCCCGAGAACCAAAGAAGUCUUCCACUUCUCACAGGCCGAGAAGGUGUACAUCAUGUAGACCCGUGCGCCAGGUGCACGCCCUGGACCGCACCCUCCUCCUGUCCCGACCCCAGCCUGCCUCGGCGUUUCUGUUUCUUGCGACCAAAGAUCAGUGAGCAACAACAAACACUCUUAGGGAGAGAGGAAGUGAGAUUUGAUAAGUUUGUAAUUGAAAACGACAUUUUGAUGAGUAGGAUUUUGUAACAUGCUUCCGCAAGUACUGCACCUCUCAGAGCAGCCUUCUCUACAGACUGCCCUAACAGUGAAGGACUCUAGAGCAUCUCAAAACCAGGAACGACCUCCCCGUGUUCUCAGUCUCCUCCACCUGCUGACAAGGAGACUAGGGAGCUUGAGGAAUGGGCUGGUCCUUUCCCAAGUGCUGGCUGUGGCCGGGGUGAGGAUUCCGGUGCAGCACACGGGGCCUUUCCUGACUUCACCCCAGAGCUGUGCACCGCUGGGGACGCCAGGGUGUGGCGUCUUGGCCAGGCCCUGUGUGCACAGGUUCGGGGUCUUGUCCUCUGCGUGCCGCCUUACUUCCUGCUUUGAGAAUGUAUCAUGUGGAAAUCCACUGGACCGCGUUUCUGCAGAGGCCUUGCUGAUGGCUCGGUAACCCUAGAGUCUCACUGCUAUUCCGAAGUACUGUGGGGUUUCAGACACACGAACCUGUAGUUCACACACACAUUGUAGAGGUUUGUAUCUAGCGCUUAUUUUUGCAUGUUGAUGUUGAUUAGCUAAUAAGCUGUAAAUGUAAAACGUGUUAAUAAAACGGCUUCUAUUUCUCAUU
Messenger RNA from Chinchilla lanigera (long-tailed chinchilla), 1995 nucleotides. RefSeq names its product macrophage erythroblast attacher (gene Maea). Lineage: Eukaryota; Metazoa; Chordata; Mammalia; Rodentia; Chinchillidae. Bases 40 to 1230 code for a protein of 396 amino acids. Gene Ontology annotation, biological process: proteasome-mediated ubiquitin-dependent protein catabolic process. The transcript is spliced from 9 exons. Gene Ontology annotation, molecular function: protein binding; ubiquitin protein ligase activity. The record is from RefSeq and is a predicted model, not a curated record. Gene Ontology annotation, cellular component: nucleus; GID complex; cytoplasm.